Messenger RNA from Megalops cyprinoides (Indo-Pacific tarpon), 2741 nucleotides. Its product is annotated as kin of IRRE-like protein 1. Gene Ontology annotation, molecular function: cell adhesion molecule binding. NCBI's taxonomy places the organism in Eukaryota, Metazoa, Chordata, Actinopteri, Elopiformes, Megalopidae. Gene Ontology annotation, cellular component: cell-cell junction. The record is from RefSeq and is a predicted model, not a curated record. Gene Ontology annotation, biological process: cell-cell adhesion. The transcript has 15 exons. Bases 285 to 2732 code for a protein of 815 amino acids.
CUGAGCGCGAGCGUGCGGGGGGAUUCUGAUUGAGAAAAGCCAGCGUCACGGAGCACGCGAGAAACCCAGCAACAGAAGAAAGCAAAAUCAGUGAUCCAAAGGACAAAAACGGGAGAAGGGCGGAAGAUGAAAGUGUAUAAACACGACAGACGGGGCUUGGUGGAAUUACAGUUUCCUGAUUUAAAAGAAUAAAAUCUCAGACGGAUAGUUCGAUGUUGUCCACGCAGAGAAGUGAUCUAACGGACUCAGUCGAGGGCAGGCUUUGGGACGCGCUCAGUUGAAUCAUGCAGAGGCUGUGUCUCCUAAGUUUGGCGUUCAGUUUUCACAAAGUGUGGACAGCGAGGUUCUCGCAGGAGCCGGCAGACCAGUCUGUGGUGCUGGGGGAGAGAGUUGUGCUCUCCUGUGUGGUGUUUAACUAUUCGGGCAUUGUGCAGUGGACCAAGGAUGGGCUGGCCCUGGGCAUCGGAGAGGAUCUGCGAGCGUGGCCCAGGUACCGUGUGUUACGCAGGGUGGAGUUGGGCCAGUAUAACCUGGAGAUUUCGUCGGCGGAGCUUUCAGAUGAUUCUCUGUACGAGUGCCAGGCUACAGAGGCAGCACUGCGAUCUCGAAGAGCCAAACUCACCGUCCUCAUUCCUCCAGAUGAGCCGGUGAUAGACGGGGGCCCGCAGAUCCUGCUGAUGGCCGGAGUGCCGUAUAACCUGAGCUGCGUGUCCCGCGGAGCCAAACCCCCCGCCCGCAUCGAGUGGCUGAGAGACGGCCUGCCUCUGGAGGGGGGGUUCAGCAUCACUGAGGUGCUGGCGGACAGGAAGAGGGUGACCACUCGCAGCUUCCUUCCUGUCCUCCCUGUGGACACAGAUACAGGCCGCAACAUCACCUGUGUGACCAGCAACCAGGCUGUACUUGCGGGCAAGCGCACAACCGUGUCGCUCAACGUGCACCACUCCCCCACUGUCACCCUGUCCAUCGAGCCUCGCUCUGUUCUGGAGGGAGAGAGGGUCACCUUCACCUGCCAGGCCAGCGCCAACCCCCCCAUCAUGGGCUACAGGUGGGCGAAGGGGGGUGUUCUGCUAGAGGGAGCGAGGGAGAGUGUGUUUGUGACGACAGCAGAUCACUCCUUCUUCACGGAGCCCGUCUCCUGCCAGGUCUUCAACGCGGUGGGCAGCACCAACGUCAGCAUCCUGGUGGAUGUGCACUUUGGUCCGGUCCUGGUGGUGGAGCCCCGGCCGGUCACAGUGGACAUUGACUCUGACGUCACCCUCAACUGCAAGUGGGCUGGAAACCCCCCUCUCACCCUCACCUGGACCAAGAAGGGCUCCAACAUGGUGCUCAGUAAUAAUAACCAGCUGUACCUGAAGUCUGUGAGCCAGGCGGAUGCUGGUCAGUACGUGUGCAAGGCCAUCGUCCCUCGCAUUGGCGUGGGGGAGACCGAGGUCACGCUCACCGUCAACGGCCCUCCCAUCAUCUCCAGUGAGCCAGUCCAGUAUGCAGUGAGAGGGGAGAGAGGGGAGAUCAAGUGUUACAUCGCCAGCACCCCUCCCCCAGACAAGAUAGUGUGGGCGUGGAAGGAGAACGUGUGGGAGAAGGAGAAGGGCACCCUGCUGGAGAGGUACACUGUGGAGCAGAGUAAAGCUCACUCGCAGGGCGGGGCUGUGCUCUCCACUCUCACCAUCAACAACGUCAUGGAAUCCGACUUCCACUCUCCCUACAACUGCACAGCCUGGAACGCCUUCGGCCCCGGGACCAUGAUCAUCACCCUGGAGGAGACCGAGAUUAUGCCCGUAGGGAUUAUUGCAGGCAGUACUGUCGGCUCCUCUGUGCUGCUGCUGCUGUGUCUGCUGGCUCUCGCCUUCUUCCUUUACCGUCAGCGCAAAGGCAGUCGCCGUGGCGUCACGCUGGGGAAGCCAGACAUUAAGGUAGAAACCGUCAACAAAGAGACUCACAGCCUGGAGGAGGACUCGUCCAGCAUCUCCACGGCAACGCGCAUGGUCAAGGCCAUGUAUUCUCCUUUCAAGGACGACAUGGAGCUCAAGCAGGACCUGCGCAGCGACACACUGGACACUCGAGAGGAGUACGAGCUCAAGGACCCCACCAACGGCUACUACAAUGUGCGGGCGUCAGCCCACGAGGACCCCCGGCCGGCCUCGCGAUCGGUGCUGUACCCCGAGUUCCGCCCGGCCAACCCCAGCGGGGUGGCGGCCGGCAGCACGGGCGGGGCAGGAGGGGGUGCAGGCGUGGCCGGGGGAGGGAGGGGGGGCUGCUAUGACCCCCGUCCCCCAUCCAGGCUGUCCCACACCAGCUACGCCCAGUUUAACUCAUUCGCACGGGCAGGGCAGGCCCAGCAGCCCCCGUCUGACCCCAUCUCCCAGAGGGCGGAGUUUCCUGCAGACUGCGGCCUGCUGGACUCCUCAGCACAGCUCACCUAUGACAACUACGGCACCGCCCACUUCUCAUACCGCCUGGGCUUUGCCCCGCCUGGACUCGCACCGCUGGAGGGAGGCCCAGCCUAUGAAAUGUAUGGGAUGGGGGCGGGGGUGGGGCCGGGGGUGGGGCCACCAGCCGCAGCAGGGUCAGAGACAGGACCGGGCAAAUACAGCAGCACCCGCUUCUCCUACACCUCGCAGCACUCCGACUACACCCACAGCGACUACACCCACAGCGACUACACCCACAGCGACUACAGCCAUGCUGACUACAGCCACAGACACACGCAGAGAAUGCAAACCCACGUGUGAGUGACAGGA